Molecule: messenger RNA, 1921 nt
Organism: Cuscuta campestris
Lineage: Eukaryota; Viridiplantae; Streptophyta; Magnoliopsida; Solanales; Convolvulaceae
Source: the annotation of a GenBank genome assembly
CGUCGUGUUUUACACUUUUUACCAUGAUGUGUCCUAUUUUAUUUAAUUUUAUUACUCUGUAUCUUUUCUUCGGCCCCCCCAAAUCCCAUACAAAACACAUUUUAAGCUUCCGCCGCCAUACUUGCUGCUGGUAGUUGAGCUUAGAGGUGUGAGAACAGCGGCGCCACCACUAUGGCUGCGGUGGCGGUGUCUCUCCGUCCAGGCGUGAGAAAUAGCUUACUACCUGCGCCGAGCAAACCAGCGCCGCCGAGCAGAGCGGCGGCAAUGCGGGAUUUCCGGCCAAAAGUCACACGCCUGCCGCCAUUUGUUGCAAAUGCUAGCGGAAGCGGUGCCACUGAUGCGGUUGUUUCCGUUUCUCAUCCGCCGCCCCCAUCCGACUCUCGAGUGAAGCGGCAUACGAUCUCAGUGUUUGUUGGGGACGAGAGUGGUAUGAUUAACAGAAUAGCUGGAGUUUUUGCCCGGAGAGGGUACAAUAUCGAGUCUCUUGCCGUUGGGUUGAACACAGAUAAAGCUCUCUUUACCAUAGUUGUUUCUGGAAGCGACAAGGUUUUGCAACAAGUUGUAGAGCAACUCAACAAGCUUGUGAAUGUCUUGAAGGUUGAAGAUUUAUCAAGGGAGUCUCAAGUAGAACGAGAAUUAAUGCUCAUAAAGCUAAAUGCAGAACUGAGCACAAAAGCAGAAAUAAUGUGGUUGGCAGAUAUCUUUCGAGCAAAAGUGGUGGAUAUAUCAGAGCACUUUGUGACCAUAGAGGUAACUGGUGACCCAGGAAAGAUGGCUGCUGUUCUAAGAAAUAUUAAGAAGUUUGGAAUCAAGGAGCUUGCCAGAACUGGAAAGAUUGCUUUGAGACGUGAAAAAAUGGGCGAGACAGCUCCGUUUUGGAGGUUUUCUGCAGCAUCUUAUCCUGACCUUGAGCAAAGAACAAAUGGUACUUCAACUCAAAAACAGAUCAAACCAACCAUUAACAGCAAAGUGAAUAAUGGUUCCAGUGGUGAUGUCUAUCCAGUGGAAUCGAAUGAUGACUUCUAUGUGAAUCAGGUUCUUGAUGCUCACUGGGGAGUUCUCUACAAUGAAGACUCAAGUGGGAUUCGGUCACACACACUAUGUAUGCUUGUUAACGAUUCGCCCGGAGUACUCAACCUGGUUACCGGGGUUAUAUCUCGAAGAGGCUAUAAUAUCCAGAGUCUUGCUGUAGGCCCUGCUGAAAGAGAGGGGCUUUCACGUAUUACCACAGUUAUUCCUGGAACUGAUGAAGCUAUCAGAAAAUUGGUUCAGCACUUUUACAAGUUGGUGGAUAUUCAUGAGGUUCAGGAUCUAACACAUUCACCCUUUGCGGAGAGGGAACUGAUGCUGAUAAAAGUUGCAGUCAAUGCUUCUGCUAGGAGGGAUAUCCUGGACAUUGCCAGUAUUUUCCGAGCUAAACCAGUUGACGUGUCUGAUCACACCAUUACAUUGGAGUUGACAGGAGACUUCAACAAGUUACUUGCAUUGCAACGAUUGCUGGAGCCUUAUGGAAUUUGCGAGGUUGCACGGACAGGUCGUGUGGCAUUGGCGCGAGAAUCGGGCGUAGAUUCAACAUUGCUUCGGGGAUAUUGUCUUCCUUUGUAGUUUGUGACAUCUACACUCUACGUGAAUGGUAUGAACCAACUGGGGUCGAAAUAAAAAAGAAAUGCUAAAUACGAUUGGCAUCUAUGUAUAAUUAGUUGAAAGUAUUCUUCAUCAUGGUUGAAAUCCAUAUUUGAGAAGGUUUGGACAAAAAACAAGUUCAAAAGUUUAGAUUGUUGUAAAAAUAAAUAAAUAAAGGUUGUUUAAUAAAUGGGUAAGACAUUGAACGUCAAAGCCCCCCUAUUUCUAUAGGGCUUUAAGGAGGAUAGGAUCAUUGUAUUGUUGCGUGUUGGCCUACAAUUAAAUAAAUCUAUCUUUA